AUGAGACUCUUUAUCCUCGCCGCCGCGGCCGCCGCGGCCGCCGCCACCCUCCUUCUCCUUCAAGUCUCGGCACUCCUCAUCCUCGCCGCCGCCGCCGUCGCCGCCCUCCUUCUCCUCCAAGUCUCGGCCGCCAGGACCGUCCGUACGGAGCCGCUGCUCCGGUAUUGGAACCCGAUAAAGAACCUGGGCGACCCGUUCGUGAGGGAGAUCGCUCAGUUCGCCGUCAAGGCGCGCAAUGACCAGGCCCAGACGGGGCUGGUGCUGGAGAAGGUGUUGAAGGCCGAGAUCCUGUUCGAGGCGGGGAUAAACUACAGGAUCGUCUUCGAGGUCAAGGACGGGACCAACACGAGAAGAUUCGAGGCCCUCGUCUGGGACAAGCCGUGGGAGCACUCCAGGCAUCUCUCGUCGUUCAAUGCUGUUUAG
Molecule: messenger RNA, 423 nt
Organism: Eucalyptus grandis
Lineage: Eukaryota; Viridiplantae; Streptophyta; Magnoliopsida; Myrtales; Myrtaceae
Product: cysteine proteinase inhibitor 1-like
Exons: 1
Coding region: 1-423 (140 amino acids)
Molecular function (GO): cysteine-type endopeptidase inhibitor activity
Source: RefSeq, a predicted model, not a curated record